Messenger RNA from Meloidogyne enterolobii, 462 nucleotides. Lineage: Eukaryota; Metazoa; Nematoda; Chromadorea; Rhabditida; Meloidogynidae. The record is from the annotation of a GenBank genome assembly.
AUGAAUGGCCGACUUUAUGCUAAUUAUGAACCUUGUCCUUUUCCAAAAGUUGAGAUUACAAAUAGCACCGAUCCGUUUGUUGCCCCAGAACAAAACGUAAAAGAAGACAAAACACCACAAACUGAAGGAAACUUUGUUUUAGAAGUGCCUCAAGGUACAGGAAAUAUUACGAUUGAAGCGGAAUGCCCAUCAAAAGAGCCAGGAGACGAAGGGAAAAUGAUUAAAUCAAAUUAUGUAAUAGAAUUAGCAAAAGUUGAAUGGGAAGGGGCUAAUGAACUAUUACUAUUUAAUGACGUUGAUCUUUUAGCAUUUGGAUACCCAGAACAACCUAUCGGUAUUGCCUAAUGAGUGCGCUCUUAUGUUAUAAUGAACCUUGUUUCAUUUCGUAUGAAACCUAAGAAAAUUUCAAAACGAAAAGUUGAAAAGAUAGAAUCACUUUAUAAUUUAAGAAUUCAGUCUAUG